Molecule: messenger RNA, 2328 nt
Organism: Tarenaya hassleriana
Lineage: Eukaryota; Viridiplantae; Streptophyta; Magnoliopsida; Brassicales; Cleomaceae
Product: heat shock 70 kDa protein 9, mitochondrial
Exons: 6
Coding region: 61-2106 (681 amino acids)
Biological process (GO): protein refolding; cellular response to unfolded protein
Cellular component (GO): cytoplasm; mitochondrion
Molecular function (GO): ATP-dependent protein folding chaperone; ATP hydrolysis activity; misfolded protein binding
Source: RefSeq, a predicted model, not a curated record
GUCAUUUCGUUUCGGUUGCGUCUCUGUGCUUUAAACCCUACGAACCUUAAGACCUCUCCGAUGGCCACCGCCGCUCUUCUCCGCUCGCUCCGACGCCGCGAGCUCCACUCAGCCUCCGUCUCAGCUUACAAAUCCCUAUCUGCAAAUGGAAAUACGUCUUUGGCUGGGAAAUUGGGUUUCUUGGCGAGGCCUUUCAGCGCCAGACCCGUCGGUAAUGAUGUUAUUGGUAUCGACUUGGGUACCACCAAUUCUUGUGUGGCCGUGAUGGAAGGAAAGACACCUAAGGUGAUUGAGAAUGCCGAAGGAACUCGAACCACUCCUUCAGUGGUUGCGAUCAACCAGAAGGGUGAACUCCUUGUGGGAACCCCAGCCAAACGUCAGGCAGUGACAAACCCAACAAACACAGUUUUCGGGACCAAACGUCUGAUUGGGAGACGGUUUGAAGACUCUCAGACACAGAAGGAGAUGAAAAUGGUCCCAUACAAGAUUGUUAAAGCUCCAAAUGGUGAUGCUUGGGUCGAAGCAAAUGGGCAAAAGUACUCUCCUAGCCAGAUUGGAGCUUUUGUUCUCACGAAAAUGAAGGAAACUGCCGAAGCAUACCUUGGGAAAACUAUCACCAAAGCUGUUAUUACUGUUCCUGCUUAUUUCAAUGAUGCACAGAGACAAGCCACUAAGGAUGCUGGGAGAAUCGCUGGUCUUGAUGUCCAGAGGAUCAUCAACGAACCAACAGCUGCUGCCCUGUCAUAUGGUAUGAACAACAAGGAGGGUAUCAUAGCUGUUUUCGAUCUUGGAGGAGGAACCUUUGAUGUUUCCAUCUUGGAAAUUUCCAAUGGUGUUUUCGAGGUGAAAUCAACAAAUGGAGAUACCUUUUUGGGAGGAGAAGACUUUGACAACACCUUAUUGGAGUACUUGGUCAGCGAGUUCAAGAGUACGGAUGGAAUUGAUCUGACGAAUGAUAGGCUAGCCCUCCAAAGGUUGAGAGAAGCUGCUGAGAAGGCCAAGAUAGAGCUUUCGUCGACAUCUCAGACAGAAAUCAACCUACCAUUUAUUACAGCUGAUGCUUCUGGUGCAAAGCACUUGAACAUCACCCUAACCAGGUCAAAGUUUGAAGCCUUGGUUAACAAGUUGAUCGAGAGGACAAGGGCCCCAUGCCAAAAUUGUCUGAAGGAUGCUGGAAUCACGGUUAAAGAAGUCGAUGAGGUUCUGCUUGUUGGUGGAAUGACCCGUGUUCCGAAAGUUCAAGAGAUUGUUUCUGAGAUCUUUGGCAAGAGUCCUAGUAAAGGUGUUAACCCUGAUGAAGCAGUUGCCAUGGGAGCUGCUAUCCAAGGUGGUAUCCUUCGUGGUGAUGUGAAGGAGUUGCUUCUUUUGGAUGUGACCCCUCUGUCCCUUGGUAUCGAAACUCUUGGUGGAAUUUUCACCAGGUUGAUCAACCGAAACACCACUAUUCCCACAAAGAAAUCACAGGUUUUCUCGACAGCAGCAGACAACCAGACACAAGUGGGUAUCAAAGUCCUUCAAGGAGAGCGUGAAAUGGCAUCUGACAACAAACUCCUCGGAGAAUUUGAGCUUGUGGGUAUUCCUCCAGCCCCGAGAGGAAUGCCCCAAAUCGAAGUAACCUUCGACAUUGAUGCCAAUGGUAUAGUUACUGUCUCGGCCAAAGACAAGGCCACCGCAAAAGAACAGCAGAUCACCAUCCGAUCUUCCGGAGGUCUCUCAGACGAUGAGAUCGAGAGAAUGGUGAAAGAAGCCGAGCUCCAUGCUCAGAAGGAUCAAGAGAGGAAGGCUCUGAUCGACAUAAGGAACAGCGCUGACACGACUAUCUACAGUAUCGAGAAGAGCUUGAGCGAGUACAGAGAGAAGAUCCCUACAGAGAUUGCGACUGAGAUUGAAACCGCUGUGUCUGAACUCAGGAGUGCCAUGACGGGAGAAAACAUCGAUGAGAUCAAGGCCAAGCUCGAAGCUGCAAACAAGGCUGUUUCGAAAAUAGGUGAACACAUGUCUAAAGGAUCUUCCUCUGGUGGGUCUGACCAAGGAAACAGCGGCGCCGGCGGCGGUGAGCAGACACCAGAAGCUGAAUAUGAAGAGGCAAGCGGUUCCAAGAAGUGAGGGAGAAACUGGUCUGAAUCAUGAAUUUGAAUUUGAUUUUUUUUUCCAGAAAUAAGUUUUAGUUUGAUUCUUGAUCAAGAAAAGAAGUUAGCAGAUGAGCUUGUAUCUAGAAUUUUUUGGAGGUAGGCUGUUGAGCUCUGAAUCCAUUUGAGAUUUGCUUGAUGCAAAUUACUUGGAAAAACCCUUAUUUUUAUUUUCAAAACGUUUUUAUAUGGGAUCGAA